Funneliformis caledonium is the source of this 483-nucleotide messenger RNA. The record is from the annotation of a GenBank genome assembly. Lineage: Eukaryota; Fungi; Glomeromycota; Glomeromycetes; Glomerales; Glomeraceae.
AUGAAUGACGAAGUUAAUAAAACUAAUGACAUCCAAAGUGAUAAAGAGAUUAAUGAAAGUGAAAUUGAAUAUGACCUUUACAUUGAUAGACAAUUUGUAUCAUGGCAAGAAGUAGCAUUAUUUCUUAAUGAUUAUUGUAUACAAAAGGGAUUUGGAUACAGAAAGGAUCGCUCAAAGAAAGAUAAUGAAAAUAGUGAAGAGAUUAUAAAGCGAACAUUUUUAUGUAAUCAUGCGGCUUAUGUCGUAACAACCUUCAUUGAUGAACACAAAGGAUACAUUCUUAACCUUCAAACAGUAAACUUUUUACCUCAAUUUCGAAAAUUAACUAAAGAAAUGUUAGCAGAUAUCCGUUUUUGGACACUUGAAGGAAAUGUUAAGGCAAGCAAGCAAUAUUGGAUGCUUACAAACAAUAUCAGCAACGUGUCAUUAAACAAGAUCUGUAUAAUGCAAUUUACAAAGUUUGACACGAAAAAGCUCCAGUGA